Hemibagrus wyckioides is the source of this 800-nucleotide messenger RNA. Its product is annotated as membrane-spanning 4-domains subfamily A member 15-like. The record is from RefSeq and is a predicted model, not a curated record. Gene Ontology annotation, cellular component: membrane. Lineage: Eukaryota; Metazoa; Chordata; Actinopteri; Siluriformes; Bagridae. The transcript is spliced from 6 exons. The coding region runs from base 82 to 525 and encodes 147 amino acids.
CAAGCCAAACGCAGCCGGGCAGCAAAGACUUCUUCUUCAUCAGGUUGUUCUGUCUGUUCAUCGUGUCGACUCCUCAUAAUCAUGACCCCUGUAACGGCUCCAGCUGAUACCCGACUCUUCAGACGCACAGCGUAUCUCAAAGGCAAGCCCAAAAUACUGGGGACUGUGCAGAUUAUGAUCGGAAUCAUAACUUUACUGUUCGGUAUUGUUUUAACCUUGUACUUUCACACGCCCGGAGUCAUCAGCGGUAUCAUGCUGUGGGGAUCACUUGUCUUCAUAAGCUCUGGUGCUCUGUCAGUCGCUACAGCGAACCACCAAAAUCCCUGCAUGUAUUAUGGAAUUUAUGGAGUGUUGCUGGUUUUCGCUCUGCUCGAGUUCAUCAUUUCUAUCUGCACUUCUGUCUUCGCCUGUAAAGCCACCAGCUGCUAUGCAAAUAAACCGACGUUUUCACAGGCGGUGACUACAGAGGUGAUGUACACAUUGCAGAUGAACAAUCCUGAUUACUACUUCAACCAAGAUCCAUAACAACCACCUGUAAUCACCUACUGUGGUUUAGUUCUUUUCUGAAACUUGCCCUACUUUUGCAGACAAAUCUUACUUCCUGUUUCAGCUUCAUGUCUAAAAAUCACCUCUGAAUAAAUUAGCAUUUAUGUAGCAUUGAACUUUAACCCUGUAUUCUGCUUCGACUCUAUUGUCAUUGUGCAGUUUACAUUUUCUAAGAUGAUGAAAUGUAGUUAGCUUCUCACUGAAGAGUAAGAUAAAUGAAAGCAUUUGCUGUAAAAUGACAGUGCAACAUUACA